This is a messenger RNA of Prunus dulcis (almond), 1468 nucleotides long. Its product is annotated as tRNA (cytosine(38)-C(5))-methyltransferase 2. The record is from RefSeq and is a predicted model, not a curated record. Bases 1 to 1170 code for a protein of 389 amino acids. Lineage: Eukaryota; Viridiplantae; Streptophyta; Magnoliopsida; Rosales; Rosaceae. Gene Ontology annotation, molecular function: methyltransferase activity. The transcript has 10 exons.
AUGGAAAAGGGUUUAGGCAAGCAGGGAGACGAGCCAUGGAGGGUCCUCGAGUUCUACAGCGGUAUUGGUGGCAUGAGGUACUCGCUGAUGAAGGCUGGUGUGAAUGCCAAAGUUGUGGAAGCAUUCGACAUCAACGACACAGCUAACGAUGUUUACCAGCACAAUUUCGGCCACCGUCCCUAUCAGGGUAAUAUCCAGAGCCUUACUGCUGCCGAUCUCGACAGGUAUGGAGCGGAUGCAUGGCUUCUUUCUCCUCCUUGUCAACCUUACACACGACAAGGUCUCCAAAAGCAAUCUGGUGAUGCUCGGGCUUUUUCAUUUCUCAACAUUCUUGAGUUGAUACCACACACUUCGCAACCUCCAAUAAUGUUAUUUGUGGAAAAUGUUGUUGGAUUUGAGACGUCUGAUACGCAUACGAAAAUGAUAGAGAUAUUGGGAAGAACUAAUUUUAUUACGCAGGAGUUCAUAUUAAGUCCGUUACAGUUUGGUGUGCCAUAUUCCAGGCCACGCUAUUUUUGCCUGGCAAAGAGGAAACCUUCAACCUUUCAGAGUCAACUUUUCAAUAAUCAGCUUCUUCAGUCCCCAGGGCCAUUAUUUAGGCAUACAAAUACUGAGGAGACAGUGUUCUGUGAACUUGAUGAACCACAAGAGAGCUGGGAUAGGUUGCUUGAAUCUUGUGAGUCUAUAGAAAGCUUCCUUGAAUUCAAGAAUUGCAGUGACCAAUCAGAGUCCAAUUUUGUGGACACCACUACUGUAUCUACAGAUAGUGAUGAAGUUUUGGAUGAAGGGAAUGAAUAUUGUAGCGGUGGCCUAGAUCAGUACUCUGUUCCAUUGAGCUUGAUAGAGAGGUGGGGAAGUGCCAUGGAUAUUGUCUAUCCUGAUUCAAAGCGAUGCUGUUGUUUUACAAAAAGUUAUUAUCGAUAUGUGAAGGGUACAGGCUCCCUUUUAGCAACUCUGCAGCCAAAUAACGAGGAUAAAGCAUCUUCACUGAAGGAGCAGUGCCUUAGAUACUUUACUCCUAGGGAGGUUGCUAAUUUGCAUUCUCUCCCAGAAGAUUUUCAGUUUCCACAGCAAAUAAGCCUUCGGCAACGUUAUGCAUUGCUGGGGAACAGUUUGAGCAUAGCAGUGGUUGCUCCUUUACUGCAAUAUUUAUUUUCCGAAUCAUCAUGAUUAUUCAAAGACACUCCAAUGUAACAGAUGCAGAUCUCACCUACAGCGUUACGUUCAGAUCACUAUUUAGAUCAGCCAAGAAGCUUGAACUUCUCACGCCAGAACUUGAUAUCUCUGCUGCUUGUAACAUGUAACUUGAUAUGCUUUCAUUUUAAAAUGUAACCAAGGGGAGAUUAUAACAUGUAAACCUGAUAUGCUUACAUUGUUCAGCAUGAUUGAUAUUCGGUUUUUUGGGCACAAAUGCCCACCCCCUAUGUGGAAGUUAUUCAAUGAAAUGAUAAAGAAUGAUAGAGAGAAA